CCUGGACCUGAGACCAGCAUGUGGUUUAGUUCCUGCUGUUUCUAACAGUGUUAGAUCACUGUAGGAGCUGGGAGUCCUGUCCCUCUGUCUCCUGACAGAGUGGUGGCUUUGCCACAGCAAGAUGUCACACGAAGUGAGAGUUAGCCCAGGGUUGUCUGAUCCAUGGGGAAUUGAGCACAGGGAGAAGGCAAAGCACGAAAAACAAGUAGAUGACACUCCUCCUGCAGGCAGAGAGGAGUAUCCUCUCCUUCUGCAGGGCUUUGCUUCACUCUUGCGGGGUUUUGUUUACUAUAGUUUUGCUCUUUAAGCACAAAAGGUGCUUUUCCAGCUGGAGAGCUGCUGUCCUGGGUGUGCAGGGAGCUCUGUCACUCUUGCUGCUGCCCUUACAGAGGCCCAGCAACCUUCAGGAGAUGCAUGUCCUUUUCUUUCCUGCUGUGUAGUCAGCUUUAUGGCAGUGGAGCAAACUGUGUGGCCCCAUUUAUUGCAGAUUGUGGGUAGGAGUUGCAGAAGUGAGAACUGGCAUGGCUGUGACAUUGCUGUAAAACAGGAUGACUGCUUUACCUGUAUCCAUCAAUCUCUUGUGGAAGGGAAGAGCACCAGGCUGUUCCCAACAGCUUCUGACACGGCAGGUCAUCGUGUCUGCUGAUGAGAAAUGUGGUCUCUCCUUCACCCAGUUCUUCCCUUCCUACUUUGCACUGGGCUGCUUGGGCAGGGCCAGUGGGCUGGGCCCUGGUCCUCCCUGGGCUCCCAGCACUCCAGGGGCUGAGGGUCCCUGAGCCCCUCCAGCCAUGCAGUGAGUGGGGAGGCAGCUGGAGUCCUUGGCUCUCUGCAGGGGCACUGCUUAGCUGGGAUCUGUCCUGGGUCCACCGGUCAGCACCCUGCUUUCUGCAUGAAUCUGACUCUGGGUGAUGGAGGUCUUGGGCUCUAGGGGGUGAUUUAAUCUGUCCUGUUUUCUUCUCUGCAGGUAGGCAGGAGCCCCCCGUGGCCGAGUGAGGCAGCAUGGCAAUGUUCUUGGGGGCCAGGAAUGCCCACUCGGUCCUGAAACGCUUUCCCAGAGCCAAUGGCUUCCUGGAGGAGAUCCGUCAGGGCACCAUCGAGCGGGAGUGCAUCGAGGAGGUCUGCAGCUAUGAGGAGGUCAAGGAGGUGUUUGAGAACAAGGAGAAGACGAUGGAGUUUUGGAAGGGCUACACCAACUCUGUCUACUCUGUCAAGGACCCUGGGCACAGCACGGAGCGCUCUGAUGCCAUGUAUGUGGUGGUGCCCCUGCUGGGAGUGGCCCUUCUGAUAGUCAUCGCCCUCUUCAUCAUCUGGAGGUGCCAGCUCCAAAAGGCCACCCGCCACCGCCCUUCCUACGCCCAGAACCGUUACCUGGCCAGCCGGACGGGACGCAGCCUGCCCAGGGUCAUGGUGUACCGGGAGCGCUCCCAGAGCCAGGGGGAAACCCCGUACCAGCGGGAAGCCAGCACCCGGGGGGCUGGAGACGGCAGAGCUGGGGGCACCCCCCCCCAGCAAGACAACACCCUCUGCCCGCCAGAGCACUCGGUCUCCAUCCUCUCCAGACUGUCCAGUGCCACCCCUCCGCCUUCCUACGAGGAGGUGACGGGCCACCCCGAGAGCAGCAGUGGGGAGGAGACCAGCGUCUCCUACAAUGACCCGCCGCCCAAGUAUGAAGAGAUCGUGGCCACUGCCCCUGCCACGGGCAAAUAGCGGGUCUGCCUCCCUCCUGCCUCCUCACACACUCACACCCACCCACCCUCCCUUCGCCGUGCCUGGGACCCCCUCCCGGUGUCCGUCGGGCCCCCGCCUCACCUGUACAAGCUGGUGCCAUCACACAAUAGCCUUACCCUCCUAACCAAAAAUAGCUGUCCCCAGGUGGGGUGAGGCCGGGCUGUGGGGGUGGCUCUGGAGCCAGCCAGCCAUCUCCUGCCCCUCACUCCCCACUCACGUAAGUGCUGUAGCAGCCAGAGCCGAGCAGCAGCUUGUUCCUGGCUCAACGCGGGGGUCUCCCCAUGGUGCAUUUGAUUCCCUCACUUCCCCCUCGAGUAGACAUAACAUUUCCCAUGAUUAGAACAGCCUCGCUGCCUCCCUGGGCUGCUGCCCAGCCUCGCCCCAUGUCCCCACUGGGCCCUGUUCUGCUUGGGGCUCUGAUUAGGGAUCCUGGGGAUGCAGGAUUGGUGUGGCAAACUUCUGUCCAUCCUCACAGUUGGUGUCCACGCUCUCUGUUUGGGGAGAUGGUUCUUCCCCUGUGUGGAUUUGUUGCCAAGUGGGAGUGAGGAGCCCGGUCCAUACUCUGGUGCCUGUAGCAAUAUUUGCUGUCUGGAGAUCAAGGAGGAGCAGUAAGGAAGGUGUUCUCCUAGAUCCCUUUGAAAAGGGGGAAGGGCUCACGGUGGUCUUGUACCUGAGGUAAGUGGCAUUGGAGCAGCAGAGUCUUUUCCUGAUGCUCUCUGCUUUCCCCCUCUGGGUUGCUGGGCAGCUGGAGGUUUGGCUGUGGCAGAGCUGGCCAAGAGGGUCAUCUUUGAUCCCAAGCCAGACAUGGUCCCAUGGCUUUAAGUGGUGAGGAUGCUUCUCUCUCCUGGAGUGUGGCCUGCCUGGUGUCUGCCCCAGAGGUGGGAUUCUGGCACAGAGAGCCUGUGGACAGGCCAAACCUCCCCUCUCCCUACCCCAAUCCGCCCUGCCUGACCCCUCUUUUUGGGGUUCUUUCUCCUCCAGACCAGGUAAAGGGGAAUGUGAGGCCCCACUCUCCUGGCUCCUCUGGUGGGCAGAGUGCUCGGUGGGCAGGGCUGUGGAUGGGGGGCUUGCUGACAGGGGUGGGAGCCAUGAGACCAUGGCUCAACCUGGCCAUGCCAGGCGGGAGCAGGGAGGUUGUGGAGCCAGGGCAAGGCAGAGCUGGGUGCUUUGCUGUGACACCAGAGUAUCCCUUUUUCCUGGGCAGCUGCCUUUGGGGUCCAAACAACGGGGCUGUCCUUUCUCCUUUCCCAGUCAUGUCUGAUGGAUUAAAAUGGGGGUUGUGCUCACCAGCCCCCCAGAAACUUCCAGCACUGCCACCACUCGGUGUUCACCCCAGCACCAGUCUCUCCACCAGCACCUAAAGGCUAUUGUCCAUCCAUAGGUGGCCUGCAUCCUGCUCGGUCCCAGUGAUGCUCUCGCAGCAGGUGCCCUCAGCCCAGAGCUGAGACUUGCCCAGCGUGGCUUUCCCGGGGCAGGACAUGCUGGCACCUUGUCUGUCCCCUCCCCAGCCUUAGCAAAUCAAGGUUAUGGGGAGACCAGAGCCUGGAAAAGACCGGAGGGAGACAGCAGGGCUCUCUGCAUCCUCUAUCUUUGAUGCUCAGUCAUUAUCCCUGCAGUUUGUACUCUGUAAAACUUGGUAUAUUUCUGUGCAAAAAAAAAAAAAAAGGUAUUUAUUAAAAAACCCUCACUGUCUUAGCGGCACAGGG
Molecule: messenger RNA, 3434 nt
Organism: Neopelma chrysocephalum (saffron-crested tyrant-manakin)
Lineage: Eukaryota; Metazoa; Chordata; Aves; Passeriformes; Pipridae
Gene: PRRG3
Product: proline rich and Gla domain 3
Exons: 3
Coding region: 1000-1707 (235 amino acids)
Cellular component (GO): extracellular region
Molecular function (GO): calcium ion binding
Source: RefSeq, a predicted model, not a curated record